Arabis nemorensis is the source of this 351-nucleotide messenger RNA. The record is from the annotation of a GenBank genome assembly. Lineage: Eukaryota; Viridiplantae; Streptophyta; Magnoliopsida; Brassicales; Brassicaceae.
AUGGGAGAAGGAAGCCCUCCAGUUCCACUACAUCUUUGUGUCUUCGUCUUAACCCUCUUAAUGUUCGUAACGAUUUCGUGGUACGCAAGCUACGAACCGGUUAUUGAAGGUUUUACGGACCAGCUCAAGCUUGCUCUAAUGGUUUCUCCUCUGCUUUUGCUCUUAGCCGUUCAUUUUCUAUCUAACGAUGGAGGAGGAGGGAUGAUGACGUCAUUGAUCCAUAUGAACGAAAGAGAGUCUUUGUAUAGAGCUGGAGGAACAUCAUGGGGAGUGGCUUUCAUGCUCGUCUUUCUCUUCUUCAUGGUUUCUUAUCAAUCUCAGUUUAAAGAAAGUUGGUUUCCUCUUCGUUGA